GUUUCUUUGGAACGCAGCAGCUGCAGGAGAGAGGAGAAAGUUUCACCCCCAACAUGGACUGAGACCUGAAAACUGCUCCUAGAUCAGCUGGAACUUCUCCUCUGUGACAUCUCCGCCCUCGUCGUCUUCCUUAUGCAAUGACGAAGAAUGACACGUGGCCACGCGGUGUUGCCAUGGAAUCGUUGAGCAAUAUGGACAGUGCUGGGAGCUGCGAGAGUGUAAUCAGCAUGAACUCUGGCUAUAGUGAAGACAGCAUGGAGCACUUAUCUGCAGAAGAGAGAGCUUGUCUCAUGUAUCUGGAGGAAACCAUCGAGGCUCUGGAGGUGCAGGAGGACAGCGGCUUCUCCAACGAUGAACCAGAUGCUGGGUUACAGGCAGACAAAAUGGGUCGGACAAAUGUGAAUGACAUUUUCAGCAUCAAGCCUGAUCAUGAACCACCGUCGCAUCCUGUUUCGGCAGCAGCCACAGAAGAUCUCAUCCCAUCAUCGCUGGACGUCAUGACUCAGCCCAGUGGUUCUCAAACCCCCCCAUCAGCUCCUCAGUCUGAGGCUCUCUGCGUAACCACAGAUGGAAAUGGUAAUCCUAAAAUUGUCACUAGUUCCAGGCUUCGCCAAGGUCAGUCCAAUGUGGCCUCUGCAAAACAUCUGGCUCUGAUCCCACCUCCCUCAGACUUCAUGGACAAACCACGCCCUAAUGUGCACCUAGACAAACUCAGGGAACUUCAUCUGUCCAGUAACAAGCCACGAGGACCUAUCGACUUAGAACAACUACGUCAGAGAGCAACAGUGAAGAGGACUUUAGAGAGCUCCUCUAUGACCCAGGAAAGUCCAAACAUGCCCCCACCUGAAGUGUUGCCCGGUCUGAGUCCACCAGCCAUCAUCUCUAGUCCCCAGAUGAGUCCUCCUUCCAAUACUGCUGGUCUGCAGAUGAGUCUUCCCAUGGCUGCAGAGCCCCAGAUGAGUCCUCCUCCCAUGGCUGCUGGUCUCCAGAUGAGUCUUCCUCCCAUGUCUGCUGAGCCCCAGAUGAGUCCUCCCAUGGCUGCUGAGCCCAGAAGUCCACCUGCUGUGGCCCCAAAGCCCAAGAAGCUUCCUGCCAACAUUAUUCUGAAGUCACACAAGGCGUCAGCGUCCGGCUCUGAUGGCAACUCAGGACAUUCUUUCGCCUCCAGCAGUGACCGGAUGUUGGACCCAAUCCGCUUUGAGGCGCUCCGAAAGCUCGGCCUGCUAAAAGGUGAUGAGGCAGAUCCAGGUCCUGCCCUGAGCCCCGGACUGUCUCCCAGAACUAGGAGCUCAUGGGGAGCUUCUCAUUCUCCAGGCAGCCAAGCAGCUCCACGCACACCGCCCUCUAUCACUCAUGUCAACAGCCCACCUCCAGUCUCCUUCCCCCUACUGUCUCCAGCUGCUGUGCCACCAUCAGUUGAAGCUGAAGCUCCAGAUAUUCUCCCAGCACCUGCAGAUUUCAGUGACCCAAUCGGACCUCUGACGUCUGAUUAUGAACCGUCUGCUGCCAUAGGCGUUUCCAAUGCUGACGUUCAGGCACAGCAGAAUACGCCUCCUCUAACCCCACUGAAAUUAACCCCACCCAGGAUUGUAGGUGUCAAAUCGGCCACCCUGGAACGUGCCGGCCCGGGUCUAAGGAGCUCUUUGGCAAUGGAAGGCUCCAGCAACGAUGGUGAGCUGAGCCCCAGGCAGCUGCGUAACAAUCGGCCCCGUCCAGCGUCCCUGGGGAGCGGGAAGGAGUUUUCAAGCACUCAGAGAGCGGCGGUCACCCAUCAAGAUCCAGACUCACUGAGGUCCCUGCAGGUUCCACGGAGGUCCCUGCCGGGCCCCACUGUCUAUCAGCACUCCAGAGACACUCAGAAGCUGCCUCGAUCAGAAGGCAUCAGCGUGCUGAUCUGCCCCCGUUCAGAAAAUGAGGAGGAUCGCCGUGAGGCCCUGAAGAAGCUGGGGCUGCUCAGGGACUGAUGCAUCGUGCACCUCAUCUACUCGUGUCCCUGCAGACUCUCUUUCAUACACAGGACGAAGGCAUUGCAAACCUCUGGGGAAGCAUCUUUACUACAUAUUUAUGCUUUUUCUAUUUUACUGCAUCAAGCUUUUAUAACCAGAGACGGACUGACGCGACCUGAAAACUGUCAUUCACACCUCUUAAGUCCACUUGUUACUGAUAUUGUACAGUGUUUUUAUUUCUGCGAUACUGGCAAGAACUGUUUGGACAUUCCUGACUCUCUCACAGUCCCUGUGGUUCUCUUUGUAAAUUAAAAGCGGUUUCUGUCAAGAGGUAAUAAUAACUUGUCAUUUUAAUUUGUUUUGUAUUCUGCAGGUAUGACAUGUCCUUAUCACUGUUUGGUUUCACAGGCUCUUCAGUGGAACCAAUGUGAGGCUGGUUCCCGUCUAACUUCUGCUUUUGAUAUACUUUAAAAGGUCAUGGUGCUUUCUCUCAAAGGUUUAGUCUGGUUUGGUUCCAACAAGCACUGGCCAAUAUUCAGGUUUAAUUCUAAGUUAAUCCAAUCUAUUUAUUGACUGUAGUUUGGUUUGUAAAUGAAGGAUUUUGAUGUUAAAUGAAUAAAAAUGCAAACAGUUCAUUGUGCUUUUCUAGGUCACUGAAACUCAAUGCAAAUAGUCCCUGGCCAAACAGUGAUAAGAAUCUGAGACACGAGGAUUUCAUGGCUGCAGUGACGCAGACGUCAAAACACACCAGCUUGUUACAGAGCAGCAUCACUGUGGGUCUGUCGUACACGAGCUGAUUGAACCACUUUUAUUUUCUUCCUUUUUAGUCUUGAUCAUACUCCGUCCUACAUUACUCACUAGUGACAUGUGACGGCCUCAUGUCAAAUCACAUACAGAGGCUCCUGUUUUCUGGUCCAGCUUCAGCACCUUUAUCUGAUGAGAUGGUGAGAGAACUGGUGCAACCUGUUUGUCUCAGCUCCUGCCUCAGCCUUUAUGCAACACCUCCGCUGCUCCGGCUGGUACGUUUAUGAGCCGCCGGGCCGCCUGUCUGGAAAAAAAUAUUUUAUCACUGCUGCAGGCUUUUAGAGACAAAUAGAUUUGCUCUUACCUGUAAUUUGCUGUGAAGGUCAGCUGCUGAUUAAUUUGAAAGAUAUUUCUCUGAGGCGUUAGUCCCCAGGUUCAUACACUCUAUAACUUGUAGAGAACAUGGCACAACUUUUAGAAUCAACAAGUCCCUUUUUUGGAUUUUCAGACAGCAACAUCCAAGUAACCAGCAUUUUACAGGUGGUGCAGUGCUGUGACAUUACUCUUAUGACCGUGGAGGUCGUGUUUUAACCCCUUCCCUGUUUGUUGGUUCAUUUGUACGCAAGAUUACACGAAAGUGAACGGAUGUUCAUGAAACUUGGUGUAAGAAUGUGAUGUGUGUGAGGGAGGAAACCUUUCAAUGUAGGAUUUUUUAUUUCGCUUUCUUUAACAUUGUGACAAAAGGCGUUUUUCAUCAUUUUCAUUGUUUUCCCAGAGAAUAAUUG
Molecule: messenger RNA, 3475 nt
Organism: Paralichthys olivaceus (Japanese flounder)
Lineage: Eukaryota; Metazoa; Chordata; Actinopteri; Pleuronectiformes; Paralichthyidae
Product: specifically androgen-regulated gene protein
Source: RefSeq, a predicted model, not a curated record